Thalassophryne amazonica is the source of this 766-nucleotide messenger RNA. Its product is annotated as gastrula zinc finger protein XlCGF7.1-like. Gene Ontology annotation, biological process: regulation of DNA-templated transcription. The record is from RefSeq and is a predicted model, not a curated record. The transcript has 3 exons. NCBI's taxonomy places the organism in Eukaryota, Metazoa, Chordata, Actinopteri, Batrachoidiformes, Batrachoididae. Gene Ontology annotation, molecular function: RNA polymerase II cis-regulatory region sequence-specific DNA binding; DNA-binding transcription factor activity, RNA polymerase II-specific. The annotation marks the transcript as partial.
ACUUUAAUGAGUAUUGUUCUAACAUUUGUUAAUUUGUUUCUUUGUAGACAUGCAGCCAUUGGUGGUGAUGAAAGAAGAAACUGUCCCUGAACACCAGGAAUGGAAUCUAAGUGUUGACCAGGAGGACAUUAAAGAAGAGAAGCUGUGGAUAAGUCAGCAGGGAGAGCAGCUUCAGCAGCUGGAGGAGGCAGAUCUCACUGAGUUUGGUUUCACUGUUGUCCACGUGAAGAGUGAAAAUGAUGAAAAACCAGACUCAUCACAGCUUUAUCAAAGCCGAAGUGACGAGAGCGCAGAGGCAGAAACACAGAGACAGAAACAGAAGGGCACUCUAAACACACACAUGAUAAUUCAUACAGGGAAAAAAGCAUUUGUCUGUUCUGAGUGUGGUCAAAGAUUUGGGCAAAAGAACACCCUGACUAGACACAUGUUCAUUCAUACAGGACAAAAACCAUUUGUCUGUUCUGAGUGUGGUCAAAGAUUUAGACUAAAGAUCACUCUGGACAGACACAUGAUAAUUCACACAGGGCAAAAAGCAUUUGUCUGUUCUGAGUGUGGCCAAAGAUUUGGACAAAAGGGCAACCUGAAUACACACAUGAUAAUUCAUACAGGGCAAAAACCAUUUGUCUGUUCUAAGUGUGGUCAAGGAUUUGGACAAAAGAACAUCCUGAAUACACACAUGAUAAUUCACACAGGACAAAAACCAUUUGUCUGUUCUGAGUGUGGUCAAAGAUUUAGACUAAAGAUCACUCUGGACAGACACAUGAUA